AUGACUGAGGUGAUGUAUGGAAAGGAUGGAGGCUCCAACUCCAACAAGUUUGACACUCUCCAAAAACGAGCUCAAUCAACGAUCAAGAAAGCCAAAGCCUUGGCUGAAUCACAGAAUCAGGUGAGCGGUGUACUACCAACCCUUGUCGAAUAUGUCUUCAAACAGGUACUCUCCAGCCUGAAAGUGCAGUUCACACAGUGCCUCUGUGAGGCAGACCAAUGUAUAGCCACCCUGGCUCAAAAGUGGAAAUAUCCAGUGCUGUCAGAUGACAGCGACUUUUAUAUCUUUGACAUCGAGGAAGGAUGUCUGCCCAUCUCUGGUUUUCAGUGGAAGGAACAGUCUGUGAGCGAUCAAAAACAUAUCUGCUGCCAGCUCUAUACCACAGAAAGCUUCUCCAAAGAAUUUAAGAUCAACAAACAGCUUCUCCCAGUCUUCGCUGUUAUGGCAGGAAACGACAAUGUCAACUUACAUAUCUGGUGGGGAGACAAUGAAGACAAGCCGCAGAUUGUGAACAAACAAGUAAAACAAGCUGCCGACAGGUUUCCCACCUUCAAACGCUUGCUGAAAUGGCUGGCCAGCUUCAAUGAGCUGCGGGAGGCCUUGGCCAGUGUGCCCAGUCUUAUCACACACCCAAAGUCUGAUGCCCUCUCUAAGGGCAUAGAAGAGUACCAGAUUCCACCAACCCUACCCAGUUACCUGGAGGAGUUCUUCAACAAUGACGUGGCGCCUAGCCGCAAGUGUCUCCCAGAUCAUCUGAGUGUCCUGCCAGAUUGGACCGUGCUGCUGUUGAUGAAGGGUAGGCUUUCCUCCUGCAUUGUGAACGUGCUGCUGCAUAAAAGGAUGAUACAUCGUGUCCAAGUGGAAGAUUUCGGCCGUCCCAGUGGGUACACCACCUCUCUGUACAUACGGCAGGUUCUCUACGGGCUGCUGCUGGUUGAGAGGCCGGCAGUGAAGGAGGAUGACAGCAAAGGCCAGAAGAGGGCGGACCCGAGCAGUCAGAGCCCCCCAGAGGUUUACGUGGAGGAGUAUUACCGGAAAGACACACAACUAGUCAAAACCAAGGUUAAAGCCAUCUUGCCCAGUGGUGCACAACAGCUGCAGCUAGCCACACUGGAUCAGGCUCCAGAGUCAGAGCGGCUUGAGGUGUUUUUGGAGACCCUUGGUGUGUCCCAGUCCACUUUGAAUGGUCUCCCACUUCAUCUGAGACUUUGUGUGGCUGUUACCUGCUACUGGCUGAGGCGCGCCCGUCCCCGACCAGACCGUCCUCUCCUGCAGGCCCUGCUACUAGGACUGGUGUAUGGAGAGCUCUGCAGACAGAGGAAGAGCCAGAGAGAUGAGGGACCAGUGUUGGAGAGGCUGGUAGGGCUGAUUCAGAGAGGUGCUAGGGGUCUAGACCUGGGUGUAGCCCACGCCUACAGCCAAUGGCAGUGCUGCAUGAGGGAUGGCCUUAACCUGAACCAACUGCUGUGCUUCCCUCUACCUGAGCCUCAGUGUGCUUGGCUGUACAGGGGCACUCUGGUGCACCAGCUUGUGGCCGAACUGAGACGGGGGGUGAACCCGGAUUCUCUGCUGAUGGAAGACCCUCCCUCUGAGCAGCUUUACAAAUCCAUGAUGGAAAACCUGAAGGAUGAUUGUAAAGAUACUGGAGGAAGCGGGAAGGCCAAUCCAGAGGACGAUCAGGGUUUUAAGGAAGGCAAACGCGGCAAGCACAAGUAG
Messenger RNA from Coregonus clupeaformis (lake whitefish), 1716 nucleotides. RefSeq names its product protein asteroid homolog 1-like. The transcript is spliced from 5 exons. The record is from RefSeq and is a predicted model, not a curated record. NCBI's taxonomy places the organism in Eukaryota, Metazoa, Chordata, Actinopteri, Salmoniformes, Salmonidae. Bases 1 to 1716 code for a protein of 571 amino acids.